Messenger RNA from Gambusia affinis (western mosquitofish), 1526 nucleotides. RefSeq names its product vesicle transport protein SFT2A-like. Gene Ontology annotation, cellular component: membrane. Gene Ontology annotation, biological process: vesicle-mediated transport. Lineage: Eukaryota; Metazoa; Chordata; Actinopteri; Cyprinodontiformes; Poeciliidae. The transcript is spliced from 8 exons. Bases 363 to 848 code for a protein of 161 amino acids. The record is from RefSeq and is a predicted model, not a curated record.
UUUUCGACGAAGCUGAAAAAACCUUCCGCUAAUUCAUCUUCAGAAAGUUUUUCAACACCGUUUUUCUCCCCGGCACAAUGAAAAAGCAGCAGCAAACAGCUCUGAGGAAGUGUAGUUUAGUUGCUGUAAGCGUCUGGUCCGGGGUCUGUUAGCAAAAUACCUCUUUGCGGAACAAGUCUCAUAAUGACUGUCUUUAAACUGAUCCCCGGUCAGCUAUUUGAGGAGACGUUCAGGAAGCCAGGAAGCGUGUAAUGCUACUGAUGUCAGCGAUAGUAGUCAUUACGUACUGACGGACAGUGUUUAGUUUGGACAAUAGGACGUGAAUAUAUCUCCUAACAGGUUUACAUAUUUGAGUUUUAGCGAUGGAUAAGCUUCGACGUGUAUUGAGCGGCCGGGAGGAUAAUGAAGAACUGGGGCUAACUGCACAGGUUCUUGAUGCCAGCUCUCUCAGCUUCAGCACUAGGGUGAAAUGGUUUGCCAUAUUAUUUGCUGGAGGCAUCCUGUGCUCCAUACUCGGCUCAGCACUGCUCUUCCUUCCUGGUGCCGGCAUCAAGCUUUUUGCUGUCUUCUACACACUUGGAAAUAUUGCAGCGUUGUCCAGCACCUGUUUCUUGAUGGGACCAUUAAAACAACUGAAGAGGAUGUUUGAACCAACAAGACUCAUAGCAACCAUUGUUAUGCUGCUCUGCUUUGUCUUAACACUUUGUGCAGCGUUUUGGUGGCAUAAAAAUGUGCUGGCAAUCCUCUUCUCUAUUCUGCAGUUUUUGGCAAUGACCUGGUAUAGCAUCUCUUACAUUCCUUUCGCCAGAGAUGCAGUGAUGAAGUGCUUCACUACCUGCCUGAAUUAAAGCUCUGGAUGCUGCGGUUUCCACGAAAGCUGGCCCCAAAACGCAAAGCAGUUGUUAAAUAUGUCUGUACACUAUUCGGUUUCACUUUUCACCUCUUUCUGCCUCAUACUGUGAAUUCUUGCCUUUCACCUUUAGCUAGAGGUGUUGCAAUUUAACUAUAAUGUAACUGUAAAUCAUCUUUUUUCUCCAAUCAUGCCUAAUGCCUGAUAUAUUUAAGAAAAGGGGAUUCUGUGAGAUUCUUAUGCUUUCUAAAGUUUUUAUGCAAGUCAUAUGCAGGAAAAUUAUUCGUAUUAUGCACAACAAACUGUAACAAUGGCGCCUUAACACCUUGAUGAAAUAACUGUAUUUAUACCAAACACACAUUUUCGAUUAUUGUAAGCUUUCUGUUUUCGUUUUUCUGAAUAUUUAAAGUGAUGUUAAAGACUUAGAAGAAGUUAGAAGCAUUUUCUUGGAUGUUUGGUGCUGAUGGUUGUUUUUUUUGGGGGGGGGGGGUUUGAGUCAAUGCUUUACUGAUUAUGCACUGAGAUGUAUAGUACCUACAUCUCUAUAAAAGAUUUCCUUUUUUUCUCAGCUGCUAAUGAGAUUUGUAAAUGCUGCCUUUUUCUCUUGUCUACUGGUCUUAAGUGUGUGCAUUCUAACACGCUGCACCCCCAACUAAUAAAUGUCGUUAAAGAAACA